GAAAUUAAUACGUCUAUGCGUCUAAUGUCAAACGAACAAUCGUGUCGUCGUUGACGUAUAGUGUUCACGCAGUUCAGACGCAGUGUUUAUAACAGGAAGAGCUGACAGCUUCAGUAUCACACAGGUCCAUAUACAGUUGUGCAACCAGUGACCUUGAUUUUAGCCAGUGUUUAUUUUAUCGGUUUCCAAGAAUUCAGGUCAGAGCUACUGAAAACGUCUGUCUGUGAAUGAUCCAAAUAAUUCAGUGUAAAUUACAUGAGGAGUGAAAUCUCUAGUGUAAUAUGGCUGGUUGACGCACGGAAUAAACAACAGUAACCAAGGUAACCAAGAGUGUGCUGAAGACAUCAAUGUACUGCAGUUCUGAUAGCAGCCAUCAUGACCACAGAGGCUGUGUCCUCAGGGACUCGGGCUCAAAUCCCAGCUCCUGUCCAGAAAGACUACUACUACUGGUUACGCUCUUUCGCAGCUGGAGGUGUUGCAGGAUGCUGUGCCAAGUCCACCAUAGCGCCUCUCGAUAGAGUAAAAAUUUUACUACAAGCUCAAAAUCCUCAUUACAAACACCUUGGAGUGUUUGCCACACUUAAGGCUGUGCCAAAAAAAGAGGGCUUCCUUGGACUAUACAAAGGAAAUGGAGCUAUGAUGAUCAGGAUUUUCCCAUAUGGAGCCAUUCAGUUUAUGGCUUUUGAUAACUACAAAAAGUUCCUUAACACACAACUUGGAAUAUCUGGGCAUAUUCAUCGGCUCAUGGCAGGAUCUAUGGCAGGGAUGACUGCAGUUAUUUGUACCUAUCCACUCGAUGUUAUCCGAGCCCGCUUGGCGUUUCAAGUGACAGGAGAACAUCGCUACACUGGCAUACGAAAUGCGUUUCAGACUAUUUACCUUAAGGAAGGAGGUAUCUCUGGAUUCUACCGUGGUUUGACCCCCACAAUCAUUGGCAUGGCUCCAUAUGCAGGCUUUUCUUUUUUCACAUUCGGUACAUUGAAGACUCUGGGACUCACUCACUUUCCAGAGCUCCUAGGCAAGCCGUCUCUCGACAAUCCUGAUGUUCUAGUGCUGAAGACGCAUGUCAAUCUGAUGUGUGGUGGAGUUGCUGGAGCGAUUGCUCAAACUAUAUCAUAUCCACUAGAUGUUGCCCGGAGGAGAAUGCAGUUAGGUGCAUCACUGCCUGAUUUUGACAAAUGUUGCAGCCUGACAAAAACUCUCAAGUAUGUGUACACCCAGUAUGGUGUUAAGAAAGGACUGUAUCGGGGCCUGUCCCUCAACUACAUCCGCUGUAUACCGUCACAGGCCGUUGCCUUCACCACUUACGAGUUCAUGAAGCAAGUUCUGCAUCUAAACUAGAACAAACAGUGACUAAGCCUUAAAGAAAAGAGUUGAAACAACCCCUGGCAACAUCACAGCAGCCUUGUCUGCCAUUCCAGUGACCAGUCAUCUGAACUCCAGUUCUUACAAAACACCCACACAAACGGCAAACCUGUGGCUUUGCACAGCCCAGCAACAGUCACUAUGGAUACAGAGACAAAAGCUCGCUUUUCCGUUUUGUGUGGAUCAGAAACAACCGACACUGGAAAUGCCAUGGAAACCUACAUCUGAAACUUGACUGUAAGAAGCCAUCCUGUCUCAAUUUGAACAAUCUGCCUUAAUAUUUCACUCAUAUAACACAAAAUCACAGUACAUUUUAUCUUUGUGGGCAGUUUGAUUUGGUGUUUAACAGUGCUUUUAAUUAUGACUGAUGUCUUUUUAUGUCAAAAAUGGAAGUUGAUUUUUCUUUGUUUCAUUCAUAUGUAGCUUUAUAUUUCAGCAAAUCAGAGUCACCUCAAGUCUUAUUGACUGAUACUUGUCUCUUUUACUGAUAAAGAUGACUUUCCUCUACAAUUCAAUAAUACAGUGAAUGGAAGAGAGUGUACAUGAUGUCUAUGCAGUAUUCAGUCAUGUUCGCAUGCAGAAGUUACUGUAGCUCAGCUUUAAUAUCUGAUGCCUUACAGUUCAAGAUUAAUUCACAAUCUCCCUUUUUAUAAGAAUGUGUGGUCAUAGCUGAUAUGUAUAUGAACCUUAAAUUAUUGUUCGCUGAUUUGUGAUGGGAACUAAAAGAGUCCAUUAAAUACAAUAAUGACUUGCCUUGCCAUGUGUUGUCAUAAAUAAUUGUCUUGCUUGUCAAGUAGUGCAUGUCAAAUAUACCUUUUACACUGGUAUUACACUUUUACCAGGCCAGAUGAAAAUUAACACUGAUUAUUAUUAUUUUUAUAAAUAUAUAUAUAUAUAUAUAUAUAAAAUAGAGCUAUUGCCUAUUGUUUUGUAUGUAAAUGAGCUCUAAACUGCUCCAUUUGUUUCUUUCUGUUGUAAUUGCUUUUGUUGCCAUGUGGUGGCAGUGUUGCAGUGAAUUGAGUUCUUAAACCUCUUUAAAUUUGAAUUUUGGGUUCACGUAGGUGUUGAUCAUUUAGCUGCAUGUGUUUCCAGAGAUGAAGGGGAACAUUUUUGAGUAUAUGUGUGUAUGACUACAUUCAAAAGUGACUGAUACAGUUUUAUUAUUGAGUGGAUACAUGUAUGAGUAGUGAAGGUCGUGAUUCAUUGAUCACAUUUCAGUUUAUUUGCACUAAAUGCUGUCGAGUUGAAUCACUAGAAUAUGAGGUCUGUCUUAAGCUUAUCUUUGCUGAUUCCUGAGAGAAAGUUCAUCUUGCUGCUUUGGAUAAAUCGCCUUUAUUUAUUCAUGGUAAAUUUGUAUAAUGAAUAUAAAGUCAGAUUGAAAUGGUUAACAGGCACUGAACAAAGUGAGAAUGUCUGUUUUGUACAUGUGAUUUUGUGUGUGUAUGCUUAGAUCAUUAAAGAAAUGUAAAUGCUAAACCAA
Molecule: messenger RNA, 2845 nt
Organism: Labeo rohita (rohu)
Lineage: Eukaryota; Metazoa; Chordata; Actinopteri; Cypriniformes; Cyprinidae
Gene: slc25a16
Product: solute carrier family 25 member 16
Exons: 10
Coding region: 376-1341 (321 amino acids)
Biological process (GO): transmembrane transport
Cellular component (GO): mitochondrial inner membrane
Source: RefSeq, a predicted model, not a curated record